Messenger RNA from Harpia harpyja (harpy eagle), 3999 nucleotides. RefSeq names its product G protein-coupled receptor 149 (gene GPR149). Bases 496 to 2784 code for a protein of 762 amino acids. The record is from RefSeq and is a predicted model, not a curated record. Lineage: Eukaryota; Metazoa; Chordata; Aves; Accipitriformes; Accipitridae. Gene Ontology annotation, cellular component: neuron projection; membrane. The transcript has 4 exons. Gene Ontology annotation, biological process: neuropeptide signaling pathway. Gene Ontology annotation, molecular function: neuropeptide binding; G protein-coupled receptor activity.
CUCACUCCCCUCGUCUCUGCUAUCCUGCUUGCAUCUGACUCCUCCCUCCUGCAGCUCAGAACAGCGCAGGGUGAAUCCAACAGCCUCUCAUUUCUACUAUGUUUCUCCCCGAGCUACUAGAGCUUGAACAUACCUGAUAUUCUGCCUUCGUUUCACCUGAACUCGUGAGUAAGGCACGUUGCCUGAUAUCUGUCAAAAGUGAAUGGCAUGUUAUUACCUGAAGAGCCUAAAUUAACCGUCUUCCAGUACUGAAGGGAUUAUGAAGAACUGGAUUUUUUUCAGCACCUUUGAUACUUCAUUGUUGCCUGAAUUUUCGAGAGCAUGAGUUGUCUGGUUAUCAAGGGUGCUUUCACCUGAAUAUUUCUUCAUCGGAUGCCACAAAAGAGAGUCUAGGUUAACAAAGAAACUUGUGAUGUGGAGCUAACUGUUCUGGUUUCAGCUAGUGAAAACUUGCAGAGUCAGUGAGAAGGCAAAGAAAAAAAUUUGCCAAGGACGAUGUCGGUAACGCCUAGUAAUUUGUCACUCAAUGGGACAAGCUUCUUCGCUGAAAAUCAUAGCAUUAUGGAUAAGCCUAGCGAGCAGAGAACUUUGAAUGUCUUUCUAUUCUGCUUGACUUUCAUCAUUGCAUUCACAGCACUUCUGGGCAGCAUUUAUUCACUAGUUUCCCUGCUGAAAAUGCAAAACAAAUCCACGGUUUCAAUGAUUGUGACCUCUUUGUCAAUAGAUGAUUUGAUCAGCAUCGUGCCAGUGAUUAUUUUCAUGCUCACCCAGUGGUCAAGUGAUGUCCUCCCCCAGCCUCUGUGCACUACCUCAGCGCUUAUAUAUUUAUUCCAGGGCAUUUCUAGCAACCUGAAAGGGUCUCUUAUAGUUUCUUACAACUUCUACACCAUCAAUAAAACGGAGACAAUGAGCUGCAGCACUUCGAAGCGACAAGUGAGCAUGGUAUGGGCCAUUCUUACCAUUUGGAUUGUCAGUUUGCUGAUCUGCAUUUUGCCUCUCUGUGGUUGGGGCAAGUACAUCCCCACCUCCUGGGGUUGCUUCACCGACUGUGCCAGUUCCUAUAUCUUGUUUUUAUUUAUUGUCUACUCGCUGUGCUUUUGCCUCCUCACAGUGCUGUCUGUUCCUCUAACUUACCAGCUGUUGUGCUCAGAUGAGCAACAGCUAUUACACAUUGAUUACCAGGAAAUCUCUCGAGGCUACAUCACCCCUGGAACACCUGCAGGCUGCAGUACUGCUACCCCAUCUCUGUCACCGGUGGACCCUGUGGAUAAAACCCUGAAGCAUUUCCAAAACACGUGUCCAAGCUCGGAGGCAGUUUUUAGGAAAGGUGUGGCUGAGAGCGGUGCACUCGAGCCCCGUUGCGUGCACAGCAUACAGAGCAGGAGCUUCACGGUGGGCUUUGCCCAGAAACGAUUCUCGCUGAUUCUUGCAUUGACAAAAGUCAUUCUCUGGCUUCCAAUGAUGAUACAAAUGGUUGUCCAGCACAUCACUGGUUUUCAAAGCCUUUCAUUUGAGAUGCUUAGCUUCCUGCUGACUUUGCUGGCUGCCACAGUCACACCAGUAUUUGUCCUGUCAGAACACUGGAUCCACCUGCCCUGUGGCUGCAUCAUUAAUUGCAGGAGGGAUUCUUAUGCAGUGUCUUCAGAAGAACUCAAAACCAAACGUAGGGGUUUCGAAUUCAACCUGUCGUUCCAGCAAGGUUAUGGAAUCUACAAAAUAUCCCGCGAAAACCACCACCGCCACGACGGUGGCGGUAAAUCUACGUCCUGUCACAACCUGGUGAGCUACGGCUGCGGUAACGCGGACGAACCUCGGAGAGGAAGCGACGAUCCCCCCCGCUGUGGCAAGGCGGACUUCAGCACCACGGCCCCGGCGGACAGCUCCCGGGACGCCCCGGCGGGCGCCGCGGCCGCGCCGGCCCCGGGCCAGGAGGGGAGCACCGACCGCCGCCUCCUUCCCGACAAACCGGGAACCGACCGCCUCCUGCCCGACCAACCGGGAACGCACCGCCUCCUUCUUCCUGACAAACCGGGAGCCCACCGCCUCCUUCCUGGCAAACCGGGAACCGCGAGAAGAGAAGAGAUCAGAAACUUUGAGAAGUUGACCUUUUCUGAGGGACCAGAAAGGAGGCUGUCUCAUGAGGAAAGCCAUAAACCUGAACUCGCAGACUGGGAAUGGUGCAGGAGCAAAUCCGAGAGGACCCCUCGGCAGCGAUCAGGUGGGGCCUUAGCUAUCCCUCUGUGUGCAUUUCAAGGAACUGUAUCUCUUCAGGCACCCACGGGAAAAACUCUCUCUUUAUCUACAUAUGAGGUAAGCACUGAAGGGCAAAAAAUAACACCCACGUCAAAGAAAAUUGAAGUAUAUCGAUCUAAAAGUGUUGGUCAUGAGCCAAACCCAGAGGAGUCUCCUAAUACGUUUGCUGACACAAGUGUUAAAAUUCAUUUAGAGGUACUUGAAAUUUGUGACAAUGAAGAGGCCCUGGAUACUGUGUCAAUCAUCAGUAAUAUCAGCCAGUCCUCCACACAGGUAAGGUCUCCAUCCUUACGUUAUUCACGGAAGGAAAACAGGUUUGUCUCAUGUGAUUUAGGGGAAACUGCUUCCUACUCCCUCUUCAUACCAUCAAACAAUCCUGACAGCGAUAUUAACAUAUCAAUUCCAGACACUGUCGAAGCUCAUCGGCAGAAUAGUAAAAAGCAGCAUAUGGAAAGAAGUGGUUAUCAGGAAGAAAUACAAAUGUUGAAUAAAGCUUACAGAAAACGAGAAGAAGAUGGCAACAGCAAUUAAAAGGCAUUUAAUCUAGACAUUUAAACUGAUUUGACAGACAUUGGUCCUCUUGACUCAAGUUACCCUAGCAAAUACAAUGUCAACUGUUUUUUCCUAACAUAUAAAUUAAUUUUAUUUGGGUACACUGUUAAAUAGAUUAAAACUUCUAAUGAUAUAUGAAUGGGAUAACAAAUAUUUAAGUGCUUUACAGCUUUGCGUAGUGAAUUUCAAGUUAUUUAUAUAUCUAUCUAUUUGAGGAAUGUGUGUCUAAAAGGAAUCCUAAAUAAAGUCUUAAAACCCAGCUUUGGUUGCUUGUUGGCACUGGGUGAUCUGUCUGUGGGAACCUGUGGAAAAUGAGGGAGCAGCUCCACAGGUGUGAACUUACAACAGUUUUGGCUGACUUGCAAUUCUGCUCUUACUGAUGUGCCCAACUUGAAACAUUUGUCUGAAAAAAUGUAGCCCAAACCUAAGACUAGCUCAUUUAGUUGACUAAGUAGAGGAUUAAAAGAUAUGUAAAUGGUUUAAUUUUCUACUGCUCUAUACAUGCUUCAUAUGUAAUACCUAUGUAAGUGGCCAUUGUAUAGACCUUUGAAUGUGGGUGGCUGAAAUGUAAGCAUGCACAUUCUGUAAAUAUGACAUUGUGAAACUUAUGAGUGUUCUCAUGGUUGACACUUCUUUGAUCAAAUGUGACAAAUGUUGCUUAAUUUUAUGCCAGUUAGUCUGAAGAGUCCCCUUUUUUGCCUCCAUGAUCUCUUACCAAGUUAAGAAGUUUCCCAGCCUUACAGAAUAUUUGCAACUGCAUCCAGAUAAAGGCAGCAUUUGAAAUGUUUGAAGAGCUAGGAUGUCAAAAUUAAUUUGAAUAAUUCUUCAUGUCAGAGUUGUCCCAAGCAAGGAAUAGUUUUACAACGUUGUCUUCCUCCUCAAGGCCCACGUGAAGCUAAUACUUUUCUCAACACAACCACGAGAGUGGGUGUAGCUUGCAGAUGGUUGCAGGAGUCCCACUGGCUCACAGAAAGAAUGCUACUGUUUUUUCUGCCAUAUGUAUUCUGUCAGUAAACCUGUCAUCACUCCUCUUUGGAUGGACCCUCAUGCUUUAGAUCUGAGUCAGGAGCUUGGGGUUACAACUGAUUUGUGACUCCUCAGGAGAGGGGAAAUGAGCUAUUCAAGGUGGCCAAACUUAGAGACUGAGCUUAGACAUCAACCUCAAGAGAGUGGUCUGGUUACCUAAAUCAGGUC